Messenger RNA from Blastomyces gilchristii SLH14081, 2655 nucleotides. Its product is annotated as adenosine deaminase. Bases 568 to 2241 code for a protein of 557 amino acids. The record is from RefSeq and is a predicted model, not a curated record. Gene Ontology annotation, molecular function: adenosine deaminase activity. NCBI's taxonomy places the organism in Eukaryota, Fungi, Ascomycota, Eurotiomycetes, Onygenales, Ajellomycetaceae. Gene Ontology annotation, biological process: adenosine catabolic process; inosine biosynthetic process. The transcript is spliced from 3 exons.
AAAAAACUACAAAUAGCAAGACACAUAUCUCUAUAUCAAAAGUGAUACAUUAUAGCUCCUGCUAUUGUUCUGUAAAUAGCUAGGUAGCAGGCGGGCUUUAACUAUGCGGGGAAGCUGUUUUAGAGCCGAAUCACCCUCAGCAUCCUCACGUCUCACUACAUCAGCCAGCCAAUAUAUUAAAAAUGUAACUGCACAGGAAGAAAGCCCCCUGUGCUGAAACCUCCCUUCCCGACGAUGACCACCAAUCGGAGGGACAACAAUGUGGAUGAACGGGCAGCUAAAUUGGAAAUCCCGGACAUGCGGUGACCCAGAGAAGGAUUAGCCGCUUGUUCUUUAUAAACAGUCGCUUGCGCCCUCUUCGACGGACUCCAAUCUUAGUGGUUACUGAGACACUGCAUUGUGAAUGGAUGGAAGUCGCCGUGAUCGGUUUUGCGCAACUGUUUCAAAGGCUCGCUGUCAUUUCCUCGGCCAUAGCCUUUUUUACAGAGUACAAUAGCAAGCCAUCGAAGUCAGAAUAGCGACACAAGACAAUUUUUAGCCUCGAAUCUGUAUCGUCCAUCAUUCAGCAUGGGGAGCAGUAUCCCAUCUUGCAUUCCUGGCGAUGUCAGCUCUGCUAUCUCAAAGCAUCUCCAGAACCGCCAGGAGCUGAUAUUGCAGGAAAGAGGAAGCCGCAGCGAUGCCGAUUUUCGCCGCUCCCUAUCACCAACAGCCCAAAAGGCCUGCGACAUCGUUCAGCGCAUCCGGCGAGAAGAACAGAACGCGACCUGGCGCCAAGCACAGUAUGAUAAGGACGAUGAAGAAUUGUAUCCCGGGAUGAUGUUCAUAUUGGCAAAGGCGCGCAUGGAGUCAACGAAGCUCUGGAAAAUCGCCUGCAGGAUGCCCAAAGGUGCCCUUCUUCAUUGCCACAUGGGAGCUAUGGUGGAUCUGGGCUGGCUCUACGAGAAAACGCUAGCAACACCUGGCAUGCAUUUUUAUUCACCACUGCCACUGGAUACUGAGAGUAAUCGUAGCAAGGCCGCGGUGCAGUUUACUUACUCGAAGGCUGCACCGAAAGAGACUGCAUCAGUCUGGACAUCCGGAUACCAGCCUGGUACGUUGAUCGAAGCCAAUUUUGCUGCGGAUAGUUUCCCAGAUGGCGGCCGGGAGGGAUUUAUCUCAUGGCUUAAAGAUCGGACGUCGAUUAUCGCGAAGGAGUCCAUCGAGCAUCAUCUUGGGGUUGAUGCUAUCUGGAGGAAGUUUACGUCUGCGUUUAUUAUUUUGGGUUCGAUUAUAUAUUACGAGCCCAUUCUACGUGCUUUUAUACAGAAGUUACUCGAGACGAUCGCGAACGAUGGGGUGCAGUGGGUGGAGUUGAGAGAUGCGUUUGUAGACCCAUACCGACGCGAAAAUGAGGAUGUUCCUUCUGGAGAUUUCAACGAGAUGGUGCGUGCCAUCGGCGAGGAGAUCGAGAAGUUCAAGGCGACGAAGCGGGGUGAGAACUUUUGGGGAGGCCGCAUUAUCUGGACUGCACUGCGGCAGAUGGGCACGGAGAAUAUUAUUAAAAACAUGCAAAACUGCAUUCGUGCCAAAAAGGCACACCCGCAUUUAAUCGCCGGCUUCGACCUCGUCGGCCAAGAAGACAUGGGACGCACGCUCAAAGACCUGACCCCGGAGUUACUAUGGUUCCGACAAAGAUGCGUCGAAGAAAAGUUGGAGAUCCCCUUCUUUUUCCAUGCAGGCGAGUGUCUGGGCGACGGUGAUAGCACAGAUGACAAUCUCUAUGAUGCCAUCCUGCUUGGGACCAGGCGCAUCGGGCACGGCUUCUCACUAUACAAACACCCCGUUUUGAUCGACAUGGUCAAGGAGAAGAAAAUACUCAUCGAAUCAUGCCCGAUCUCAAAUGAAGUGCUGAGAUUGACAGCAACGGUCCUGGCUCACCCGCUUCCCGCGCUGCUGGCUCGGGGUGUCCCGGCGUCACUCAGCAACGAUGACCCUGCCCUCCUAGGCCAGGGUACGUCGGGCAUGUCUCAUGACUUUUGGUCAGCGCUGCAAGGGUGGGAGAAUCUCGGCCUGGCUGGGCUGGGAUCGCUGGCAGAGAAUAGCGUUCGCUGGGGCAUAUAUGAAGAUCAGACUGAGGAAGAGUGGCUGCGGGAUAUUGAGCGUGGUGCCGAUGGGAGUGGGAUCCGUGCCGAAAAGAUGAAAUGUUGGCAAAAGUCGUGGGAGAGAUUUUGCCAAUGGAUUGUGGAUGAAUAUGGGGAUUAGCUGAUCGCUCCGCGGUUGAUUGUUUCCUUUGUUAUUGUUAUUGUUGUUAAUUGUUUGGUCAUCUCUUAUGAAUUCGCGAACCAGUUCAGAUACCACCUAGAUUAGAGUUAACCCCUCUAGGGAGCUUUCAACGUUUGAUCUUAGCUAUACAGCCAUCCACUGUGUCAUAUUGGACAUCAUCACUCGUUCAAUAUAUAAAUCUCCACGUCCAAUGCCCGUCCUUUUGUCCUUUCCGUCUCACACGCCGCUCUAUAUUAAAUUUGCUGAAUCAAAUGUCGAAACUGGAAAAUAGUUCUCCGAAUACAAGCGAUAGAGAAAUUUAUUACCUGAGAAAUAUAUGAACCCGCAUAUCUUCCUGGCUAUUCCGUACUCUGACCUAUAGAAAGAAUUCCAAAGAGCUUCAGCUAAUCUUGC